ACGCGAUCAGACGCGAUGAGGUAAGGUAUGUCAUGUCAUGCCGUACUACCGAAGAGAAGCAACGAUAUCUCAUAAUUAUGAUUGUAACAACGGUUGCAAUCAGUUGCACGAUAAUGGAGAGAAAGUUGAACUACAUAUUUUAACGCAGUUGUCAUCCGAAAGCGUUUCAGAGAUCGUUUAUCAGAGCAACUAUCGGAAUUAGAAUGGAGAAAAACGACGGUAACGAUGGUAAACCGAAGGAAGAAGGGCUUCCCUUUGGCGACAAAGAGAACACGAUUAUGAUAUUGAACGCUCUCUUCAGACACGGAUGUCAGGAUCUUCCUUUUAACGUUAUCCCAGGCAUGUCUAUGAAGGAAUACCAUUCUAAAAUGGAGUCUGCACUUGAACUGACAGAGACUGCUGUUAAGAACAAACCCUCGAUAGUCGAUUGGCUGCGUAGUGGUUUAUUCGAGGAAGACGAAUGCAAUGUACCUUUGGCGUUGUUAUUCAUUGCGUUGUACGAGCAACGUCCGUCGCCCGAGGACGAUCGGGAAGAUGUAGAAUGUAACUUCAGAGAAUUAUACCAGUUUCUUCACAAAGUGACAACGAAUCAGCCAGUACCCCAUCUCUCGCGUAAUUCCGCCAACGUUUUAUAUAAAUUGUUGUCGGAACUAAUGGAGGAGGUAUGGCCAAACAUGCAACCGAGCCUUCUGAAUUUUCUAAGUGAAACGCAUAUCUACAGCAGGUCGGCAGUCAGGAGAACGUAUUCGGGAAAAAGUUAAGAGUUGUCGCUGAUCUCCAUCUCACUAUAUUAAUCCUUAGGGAUGAGACGCUGAAUAAAAAAACAACGGAAAACUGUUCCUAAAUAUCGACGGAUUACACUCGGAUUUUGGAUUUAUAAUUUCGAAUUCUUCAAGUUCUUUGAUUCCAAGACCUUUUGGAGUUUGAGUAUUUGGAAUCCCAGAAAGGAUUAUCAGACUCGAAAAUAGAUAGAUUAUCAUUUUUGUUUUACAUAUACAUAUACGUAUAUUAGAGGACUGUUUAUAUUUAAAUUGAAAUUAAUACGUUAAUAACAAAUAUAGCUUGUCACUUACCGCAUUACAAAUUACUGAAGAAAAUGUAUACCCUAUUUUGUGAGGGUCGCUUCGUAAGAAAUACAUUUUGUAUAAUGUUA
Messenger RNA from Temnothorax curvispinosus, 1153 nucleotides. RefSeq lists its product as uncharacterized. Lineage: Eukaryota; Metazoa; Arthropoda; Insecta; Hymenoptera; Formicidae. Bases 204 to 761 code for a protein of 185 amino acids. The transcript has 4 exons. The record is from RefSeq and is a predicted model, not a curated record.